This is a messenger RNA of Perkinsus marinus ATCC 50983, 699 nucleotides long. RefSeq lists its product as hypothetical. Gene Ontology annotation, molecular function: double-stranded DNA binding. The transcript has 5 exons. The record is from RefSeq and is a predicted model, not a curated record. Bases 1 to 699 code for a protein of 232 amino acids. Gene Ontology annotation, biological process: DNA damage response; DNA replication. Gene Ontology annotation, cellular component: nucleus. Lineage: Eukaryota; Perkinsozoa; Perkinsida; Perkinsidae.
AUGACAGAAGUUGAAGCAACUACUGUUGAUAGAAAAGAUGAGAAUGAUAAGAUACAAUUAGAGGUUACCAAUCUUAUUAACACUAAGAGGAGUAGUGGAAAGAUGUCUUCCAACAUUACACCAAAAGUCAAUGUAUUAGAAGAGGCAGCUGCAGUUAAGGCAGCCAAGGAUGAGGCUGAACUAUGGAUGAAGAUGGAGGAUGAUGAUGAUAAUGAUAUGAUUAUGAUUAGUGAUCAUGAUGAUGAUGAUGCGGAGAAGGAGAAGUAUAGCAGGACCCAACCAAUGGUAAAGAGGCAACGUAAGAUAGAUAGUAACACUGAGAUCAUGAAGAAAGAAGAAGAUGAUAUACCAUCUGAUGCAUGGCUUAUGAAGGGUCUCAUUGUUAAAGUACUCAACAAAGAUCUAUGUAAUGGUAAAUAUUAUAAAAGUAAAGGUGAAAUAAGGAAAGUAUUAUCACCAUAUGUAUGCCAUGUUAAAAUACUAAAAAGUGGUGAUAUAUUAGAAUUGGAUCAAACAGAUCUACAGACUGUUACACCUGCUAAUGGUCGUACUAUACAAGUAGUCUUAGGUCAAUACAAAUAUCAAUUUGGUGUAUUGAAAAGUGUGGAUCCUACUACUGGGUCGUGUACUAUAAUACUAGUAGGAGAUAAGACUGAUAAGGAAGUUAUAUUACGUCCAGAUGAUAUAUGUAAAGUAUAA